AUGCCUUUUAUAUUUUCAAUUGCCUGUUUUGAAGCCAGAAGAAAACAGAAAUUGAUUGAUUUAAGAAAAUCGAGACAUCUUAGAUCCAACACAUGUGUUUUUAAUAUGUCUGACGAUCGGUUUGUUAAAUCAUUUAGGAUUGACAAAAAUACUUUCAAAAGCAUUUUAGAGACAGUCAAGCCACAUUUAAAAGUAACCACACUGUCACACUCAAUGCAAUUGGCUGCUGUGUUGCGAUACCUUGCUACUGGCUGCUACCAGCUUUCAGUGGCCAAGGACCAUCAUAUAAACAUUGGGCGAAGCACAUUCGGAAAGAUUCUGCACAUAUUUAUUCCGUUGAUGGACAGGCUUCUAUGUAAGGAUGCUAUUUCCCUUCAGAUGUCCAGGCAACAAAUGCAGAAAUAUUCCGAAUACUUCUUCAAAAGGUAUCAACUUCCAAAAAUAGUCGCCUGUGUGGAUGGAACUCACAUAAAAAUUCAGAAGCCUGUAAACAAUUCCUCUGUUUUCUUUAAUAGAAAGGGUUAUUACAGCAUGAACGCCAUGAUGGUUUGCAACUAUAAUAUGGAGAUCAUCGCCAUUGAUGCCACACACCCUGGGUCCUGCCGUGAUUCUUUUAUUUGGAACCACUCCGACAUCAGGGAAUAUUUUUCCAGGACUAUAAACGGGUUUUUUGUUUUGGCGGAUUUAGAGAGUUUCGUUUUAACUCCCUACAGGAGCACAGAGAUUGGGACGCAUCAGCAUACUUUUAAUUUAAGACAUACAGGAGCCACGAAUAUUAUCGAACGGACAAUUGGGGUGCUUAAAAGCCGUUUCCGUUGCCUGCAACGAUGCUUAAAUUACGAGCCAGUUUUUUGUUGCCAUAUUGUCAAUGUAUGCUGUGCCUUGCACAACAUUUGUAGAAGACGAAAUGUGUCAAUUACUGAGGACUUUUAUUUUGACGACUCUGUCUCUUCCAGUAUAAACUUAAUACUGAUUGUUCCUCUGCUGCAAACUUCUGAAUAA
Messenger RNA from Drosophila ficusphila, 1002 nucleotides. Its product is annotated as putative nuclease HARBI1. NCBI's taxonomy places the organism in Eukaryota, Metazoa, Arthropoda, Insecta, Diptera, Drosophilidae. The record is from RefSeq and is a predicted model, not a curated record.